GCCCAGAGGCCAGAGCAGCCUCUGCCUCCGAUUUCCCUCCGCGCCCAGCGCUGCGGCGGGAGCUGUGCGGGCGCUGGAGUUCUCCCCUGGCCCCGGAGUUGUGCGAGUUGCCAGCGGGUCGCCUGGGCUCCUGGCUCUCGGCACCCUCCCAGCUCCCGGCUCCCCACGCCCAACCGGGGUGGAGAUCAUCACAGGCCGGGGGCAUCGGAGGCUCAUCAGCUGCUCCUGUCCUGGCCUCUUGUCUGAGGACAAGGAGGGGAACCCCACCCCCCGGUCUGAAGCCUCUUCUGUGUCUCCAUGGCGUCUCAUCAGCAAUCCCGCAUCCAGACUUACCUGGAGAAGAACAAGAUCGGUCCCCUGUUUGAGGAAUUAAUGACCAAGUUAAUAACAGAGACACCUGACCAUCCCAUCCCAUUUCUCAUUGACCACCUUCAGUCAAAACAAGGAAAUCGUGGACAACUGCAAAGAACUUUAUCUGGGUCUGCUGCCCUCUGGGCAGAGAGUGAAACCUUGGAACAUAAAGGAACAAGAAGAGAUUUCAGAAACUAUGAUAAACCCUGGCAAUUAAAUGCAAAGAAGCCUAAAAAGUCCAAAAGUGACAUUGCCGUGUCUAAUAUCUCUCCACCCUCACCAGAAUCCAAGUCAUUGCCAAGAUCAGUAGAGCAUCCUAAGUGGAAUUGGCGGAAUAGACCACAAAAUCAUGAUUUUGAUGAAUUGAACCACAUCCUUCAAGAGAGCAAGAAACUGGGAAAAGCCCUAGAGAAUCUCUCUCAAAGUAUUGCAAUUUCAGAUGAACUCGAUAAGGAAACAGCAGCCUUUAACUGCUCUCUUCUAAGACCCCGUGUGAUUGGAGAAUGGGUUGGUCGAGAAGAGCAUGAUGCUGAUCCACUAGCUGCUGAGAUGCUGCAGCCUCCGAUUCCAAGAAACAAAAGUGAACCAUGGGAAAGUGAAGAUAGCAGCUCUAGUCCCGCAGGAAGUUUAAAGGUGGAGCCCAAAACUAAAGGCUUAAAGCAACAACAGCAGCAACAUAAGAAACUUCUGGCAGCAAUGCUCUCCCAAGACUCCUUUGAAUCUGUCCAUAGCCCAACACCAUCUGUCACAGAAGAAGACAUUGAUAAUGAAGAUGAUGCAAUGGAAUUGCUGGAAGAUCUUGAUGAUUUAAGAAUGGAGGGAGUAACUACCCUGGUAUCUUCUGGAAGCAAAUUUAACCAAGGUCGUGCUACAUACCCUACUGAACCCCAGGCUAAGGUCACACUGAACAUCUGUUCAAGGUGUGCCAGGCUUCAAGGAGACAACCUGGCAGAGAGAACAGAAGAGAUAACACAAAUACUUCACUCUCCAGAUGAAAUAAUCCCAGAUUCUUUGGAUUCUUUACCUGGAACUGAAGAAGCCCUUAUGGAAGAGAGUGAAGAAUUUGAGAAAAUAUCUAGAUUAACAGGACCUGUAAGUGUGUAAAAAAAUACACGUUGCAACAAUUUUGUAUUUACGUGUUCUAUAUAGUACUACACUGUGCUUCAUAGGACUAUGUAAUUCAUUAAUUUUUGCACAUUAUUUUAUUGGAAGAUUAAUAGUUUACAGGAUAGUUAUUGAUGCAUGAGUAUAGCUUCUUAUCUACUCUAAAAGUUUCAUAUAUCUUAAGCAUGGUAUUAUUAAUUGUAGUUUUUAUGAUAUCUUUGCUAAACUAUAUCUCUUCUGUAGAGUACAUUUAAACAACAAGUUUUAGAUUUUCAAUGCAAUUGGUGAUUAAAGAAUAAAGGAAAAUAGGGGCCUGGUGGUGGUGCACUAGGUUGAACACACAUGUUACAAUGUACAAGGACCCAGGUUUGAGUCCCUGGUCCCCACCUGCAGGGGGAAAGCUUCAUGAAUGGUGAAGCAGUGCUGCAGGUGUCUCUUUGUCUCUCUUCCUCUCUAUCCCCCCCUUCCCUCUCGAUUUCUGGCUGUCUCUACCUAAUAAAUAAAUAAAAAAAAUUUAAUUAUAAAAAAUGUAAUCUUAAGAAAAAGAAUAAAGAACAAUGAAAUUUUCCUCUAAAUUCUCAGUAUGAAAUGUAUAAGACAGACUGAGUUUCUAUAAAAAUGACCAGCCAGUCUUGUAUAGCCCUAAAUUUAAUAUUUGGACUGAGCUUGUAUGUUGCAAUGACUUUGUACUGAUUUGCUAGGGCUGCUGUAGGCAAGCAACACAGACUGGGAAACUGAAGGAACAGAAGUGCUUUCUUUAUCUCAUACUUCUGAAGGCAGAAGUCCAUGUUCCAAAUGUUACCAGGGCACUUUCUUCUGAUGCCUUUCUCCCUAUAAAUCCUCACUUUGUCUUUACAUCAUUAUUAUUCUGUAAAUAUAUGUGUAUAUAAAUAACCCCUUCUUCUUCUAACAUAGCUCAUUGCAUUAGAGCCUGUCCUGGGUAUCUCAAAUUUCAUUUACAUUAAUAAAAUUGUUCAGCUAAAUCUCUUUUAAAAACAUCCAUGUUACCUUCAAAUAUAGUCACAUUCUGAAGUGCUGGAGAAGUGUUAGGACUUCAAUGUAUAUAUUUUGGGAAUAGACAAUUCAAAACAUAAUACUUUCUGAAAAGAUUACAUUAUUUGGAAUAUUAUUUGCAUUAAAUAAUUUGG
This is a messenger RNA of Erinaceus europaeus (western European hedgehog), 2603 nucleotides long. RefSeq names its product chromosome 1 C8orf34 homolog (gene C1H8orf34). The transcript is spliced from 10 exons. Lineage: Eukaryota; Metazoa; Chordata; Mammalia; Eulipotyphla; Erinaceidae. The record is from RefSeq and is a predicted model, not a curated record. The coding region runs from base 298 to 1455 and encodes 385 amino acids.